This is a messenger RNA of Trichobilharzia szidati, 2269 nucleotides long. The record is from the annotation of a GenBank genome assembly. NCBI's taxonomy places the organism in Eukaryota, Metazoa, Platyhelminthes, Trematoda, Strigeidida, Schistosomatidae.
AUGUCACAUUGUUAUACUGAUACACCUUGUAUUCGAAAUUUAAAAGUGAACCCUGAUACGAACUUUUUUGCAGAUACCCUGAUAAGUUUAGGCAUGAAAUCAGAUUUGUUUCUUAGACAACCAAUGCAAUUCAGCCAGACACUUGAACACCGACCCAUUGAAUUUUUCGUCAAAAGAAAGCGGGUACUUCGAGUCUCAAGCUAUUUCAUAAAAAUGCAACCAGUGGAUGAAGGCUUAGACUAUGCCUCACAAGGAAUGAUGGAUGAGUAUCCAGCGAACGUGCUCCAGAACCUCAUGCCGAUUUCAGACGAGUGUGUGUUCACUGGGGGCUACAUGCCACGUGGAUGCAUAAAUCGCCUUCAUUCUUCCCUAUUGGCUAAACGUAUUCAUCCUGAGGAUGUUUGGCGCGUAUUUGUCAAUCGGAUUCAGGCAGAUAUUCAGGCCAGCAAGAAUAAAUUAUCUUUAUCAUCUCUUGGUCUUCCUCCUACCAAUUCACUAAUCAGCUGUUUAUCUGUGAUGAGUGGCUCACAACCUCAAGUUGACAGGCAAGACUCUGUAAAUUUGAUGAACUCUGUCCCAUUGGUUGUUAAAGACAACUUUUGUGUGAAUUAUCAAAAACUACCGCUGAAAACAACAUGUGCUUCGAAAUCAUUGGACAACUUUUGUCCACCGUAUGAUGCUGCUGUUGUAUCGUGUCUUCUGAAAUCAGGUGCUUUCAUCAUGGGAAAAUCUAAUAUGGAUGAAUUCGCUAUGGGUUGUGGAUCUGUUGACAGUGCACUUAUUGGUCCUGUUGUUAAUCCAUGGUCUUGUAGACUACUUCCUCAUAAUAAUACUGGUUAUAUAACUCAGCUUGUAUCCGGUGGAAGUUCUGGAGGUAGUGCAGCUGCUGUUGCUGCUGGACUUUGUCUAGCUGCUAUCGCUUCAGACACUGGUGGUUCGGCGCGAUUACCUGCUGCAUAUUGUGGAGUUGUAGGCUUGAAGCCAACCUAUACGUUGAUUUCUCGUCAUGGUCUUAUCCCGUUAGUGAAUAAUCUAGAUGUUCCCGCUAUCAUAGCUCCAUCAGCUAGCGAUGUUGCUAGUGUUUUAGCGGCUUGGUUAUCACCAGAGGAUGUUUCUGCAAGAACAGGUGAUGCAACAUGCACUCAAUUACCUCAGUCUUUCUUGAAACGGAUUUACAGUGAAUUACAAGAUGUUGCCAAAGGUUGUGUGCAAUAUAAUAGUGAAACACGUCCUCUUCGGAUAGGCAUUCCACUGGAGUAUCAUGUUCCUGGUCUCAAUGAAGAGAUAUGUGUCAUGUGGGACACUGUGGCUAGUUGGUUAGCUGAUCAAUUAUCAUGUUCUGUCAAACUGGUCAGAUUACCUCAUACUCCUGUGGCUACAAGUGUGUAUUCAGUACUGUGUGCAACUGAGGUGGCGUCAAACAUGUCCAGAUAUGACGGACUGAAGUACGGGUUUUCUUCAACAAAAACGUGUAAUAAUGGUGGUAAAAGUCGAACAGCAAGAAAUACAGUAACACAAUAUUCUACUACUCGUUCAAUUGGCUUUGGUGAUGUUGUCCGUGGUAGAAUAUUUGCUGGUAAUUUCUUCCUUCUACGCGAUCAACAGUGUCGUCAUUUAGAAGCUGCAAGACGUUUGUGGCGUUUAAUUAAGGAGGACUUUAUUAAGGCUUUUGAGUCAGUAGACUUCAUCCUGACACCAGUUUCACCCAAUCUACCAAUAAGUAUAGCCGAAUUCACAAAAUUGGAUAAUCGUACUCGCACAACACUUGAUGAUGUGUGUACAGUAGCUGUCAACUUAGCUGGACUACCAGCAGUUGCAUUCCCUGUCGGCGUAUCGCCUACUUUUGGUUUACCAAUCAGCCUACAAUUGAUUGGACCGUACUUCUCAGAACCUCAGCUGUUGUCACUUGUAGCAAAGAUUGAAAAUUUGGCUAAUUUCCAACCCUUGGUUGAUCAUCAGUCUAUUAUUGAUUCUAUUUAAGUGUGUUCCCCUCUGAGUGUGUGUGUGUAGACAGAGGAGAAUGAAGCUGUUGGCAAUUGAUAUGGAUCUGUUUAUAUUUACUUAUUUUGUUUGUACACAACAAACUCUGAUCUUGUUUCUUUGUAAUUAAUUUUUCCUUAAUCUAAUAAAACUGAUCGAGCAUUAUUCACCUGCUCUCAGUAAAUCUCUGUACAUAACCUCAAAAUACAGCAGUAUCGAUCUCAUCGUAUGGUUUCAACCUUUUGCAUUGCGUGCUAUGCUGCAAUCAAUCAGUGAAUGCAAGCACGGC